Elgaria multicarinata webbii is the source of this 1977-nucleotide messenger RNA. RefSeq names its product GTP binding protein 6 (putative) (gene GTPBP6). The record is from RefSeq and is a predicted model, not a curated record. Lineage: Eukaryota; Metazoa; Chordata; Lepidosauria; Squamata; Anguidae. The coding region runs from base 82 to 1686 and encodes 534 amino acids. Gene Ontology annotation, molecular function: ribosome binding; GTP binding. Gene Ontology annotation, cellular component: cytoplasm. The transcript has 10 exons.
CGUGUGGGGCUUAUUUUGGGGACGGACCGCAGAAGUGAGGGGGGGAGUGGUGAGUGGUGAGUGUUACACACGUUGCCUCUUAUGGGUUCCCGGUGGCGGCAGCUGCUACUGCUGGGGCAAAAGUUUCGCGCCCCUUUCCCUCGGGCUAGCUGUCAGGUGCCUAGUCCGCUCCGGUUUUUGCACGCCUCUGCCGUCACCUACCGUAUCCCGGGGUCUGGUGAUGGCCCUACUCGGGGAAGGAGAGGUGGAGAUAGCAAUAGUAGUAGUUGGAGUGCAGGAGACUACGAGGAGGAGGAGGAAGAGGAGGAGGAGGAGGAGGAGGAAGAAGAAGAAGAAGAGCUCGUGGAAGAUGAACAGCUGCUGGAGUCGGAUUUGCCUCCUAUCCCGUUUGGAGCCCAGAAAGUGUUUAUUGUACAUCCAGCUGUGAAAUGGGGGCCAGGCAAGCCGCAGCUUACCACAGCUGAACUGCAGCUAGCUGAAGCUGUUGCUCUCAUAAACACCAUUCAGGACUGGACAGUGUUAGAUAAAAUAAUUCUUUCCACAAAAGCCCCUGACAAGAAAUUUAUCUUUGGCAAAGGAAAUUUUCAACUUCUAACUGAAAAGAUUAAAGGAUUGCCACGUGUAUCAUCUGUCUUCGUAAAUGUAGAAAGGCUCUCUCCUCUGACAAAGAAAGAAUUUGAAAAUGCCUGGGAAGUGGCAGUUUUUGACAGAUAUACAGUCGUCCUUCAUAUUUUCCGCUGCAAUGCUCGGACUAAGGAGGCAAAGCUUCAGAUAGCAUUGGCUGAAAUCCCGCUUCUAAGGACCAAUGUGAGAAAUGAGGUUGCUCAGUUGGAUCAGCAGAGAGGCAGCUCAAGAUACAUUAUGGGUUCAGGUGAAACUUUCAUGGAGAUGCAGCUUCGCUUCUUAAAAGAAAAAGAGUUUAAAAUUCGAAAGGCUCUAGAGAGGCUUAGAAGAAAAAGGUGCUUACUUCGAAGUCAGCGGAGAAAGCGUGAAUUUCCUACUAUUUCAGUAAUGGGCUACACUAAUUGUGGGAAAACUACUCUUAUCAAGGCCCUUAGUGGAGAUUCAGGACUACAGCCUCGAGAUCAACUCUUUGCCACAUUGGACAUUACAGCUCAUGCUGGCUACCUGCCAUCACAACUGGCUGUUCUGUAUGUGGAUACUAUCGGAUUUCUCUCGCAGUUGCCCCAUGACCUUGUUGAAUCAUUUUCAGCUACAUUAGAAGAUGUAGCCUGUUCGGAUUUAAUUGUCCAUGUGAGAGAUAUUAGUCAUCCAGAGACCAGCCUCCAGAAGAAAAGUGUAUUAUCUGUUCUCAGGAAUCUUAAUAUUCCCAGCCACCUACUGGAAUCAAUUAUUGAAGUUCACAACAAAGUGGAUUUGAUAGAAAGGUAUCAUCCCAGUGAACCAAACACUAUUGCCAUUUCAGCCCUCCUUGGGCAUGGUUUAGAAGAGUUGAAAGAGGAAAUUGAGAAGAAACUUUUGAAAGUAACUGGGAAAAACAUUCUGACAAUUAAAAUCAAUUUAUCUGGACCUCAGCUCAGUUGGCUCUACAAAGAAGCAACAGUGCAAGAGGUUGAUGUUGUUCCUGAAGAUGGUACAGCCAAUGUGAAGGUGAUCAUAAGCAGCUCUGCCUUGGGCAAAUACAAAAGACUGUUUCCUCGAUCAAGUUUUUCUUCUCAAAAUUAACAAGAUAUAUUCUCUGUAUGGGUGAAAGCCCCUGUUUAAUGGGCUUUUACAGGAGUAUUUUUAAUAGAAUCAAAAAAGUGAAGUGUGAUUCCCUAGAAUUCAGACCUUCAUCCUAUCUUUGUUUCAAACUAACCAGCAUCUGCCAUUUAAUUUUGAUAGAACCUCUGAAAAAAAGUUCAUUGUGGAAAUGUUCUGAGAAACUUCCAACAUCUUUCCAUUUGAAGAAUCACACAAACCAAAUGAUCAAAGAUGCUUGCUCCACAUCAUCUAUACCCUUAGAAAUGUGAUAAG